Oikopleura dioica is the source of this 333-nucleotide messenger RNA. The record is from the annotation of a GenBank genome assembly. Lineage: Eukaryota; Metazoa; Chordata; Appendicularia; Copelata; Oikopleuridae.
AUGUCCACAGAAGGUCCAUUUUGGGAGAGACAUUUGGGGCACAUGGAGGAAACGGCGUAUUAUGGGAUUACCACAGUAGCUUAUUUUGUUGCUGUCAUGUUUGGAUUCGCUUAUCAGUGGGUCCUGUUAAAAUCCGAUUCCGACACUAGAAUGGCUGGAAUCAACGUUUCAAUCUUCUUCAUCGUCAUUCAGUGCGCACUGAAAGCUUACGGUGGUUUUAUUUGCGUCUUCGCGUACGCAAUUGCUGGGAUGGUUAGCUUUUACUGCCUUCCAGGAGUUGCAGAAAGGAUCAGAGACGGGCCAAGAAAAUUGAAGAAGAAAAAGACUCAAUAA